Trichomycterus rosablanca is the source of this 4298-nucleotide messenger RNA. RefSeq names its product mitogen-activated protein kinase 13 (gene mapk13). Gene Ontology annotation, biological process: intracellular signal transduction; protein phosphorylation. The record is from RefSeq and is a predicted model, not a curated record. Gene Ontology annotation, molecular function: MAP kinase activity; ATP binding. Lineage: Eukaryota; Metazoa; Chordata; Actinopteri; Siluriformes; Trichomycteridae. Gene Ontology annotation, cellular component: cytoplasm; nucleus. The transcript is spliced from 12 exons. The coding region runs from base 133 to 1224 and encodes 363 amino acids.
GGAGCAUGCUCACACGGUGUAUGAACUGUACUGCACUUCCAGUUUAGCACAGUUUACCACGAGCUGGUUCAGGUACAGACACAGACCGGAGCAGUUUACAGAACCGGUGUGUGCGCUAAGUUGUAGGUUCUGAUGGAGGAGUCGGCGGCGCUGUUUAACCGGGAGGAGAUCAAUGGUACAGUGUGGGAAGUACCCGUCAAAUACGUCCGAUUAAAGCAGAUCGGAACCGGAGCUUACGGCACAGUGUGCUCAGCCAUCAAUGAAAAAACCCAGGAGAAAGUUGCCAUCAAGAAGCUACACAGACCCUUCCAGUCUGAUAUCUUUGCAAAGAGAGCCUAUCGAGAGCUGAGACUGCUCAAGCACAUGAAGCAUCAAAAUGUAAUAGGGCUGCUGGAUGUGUUCACACCUGCCACUCGCCUGGAAACCUUUCAAGACUUCUACCUGGUGAUGCCGUACAUGUUCACAGAUCUCUCUAAAGUGCGGGGUCUGCUUUCAGAAGACCGGUUGCAGUUCCUGGUGUACCAGAUGCUUUGUGGUUUGAAGUACAUUCAUGAUGCUGGCAUCAUUCACAGGGAUCUUAAACCAGGCAACCUGGCUGUAAAUCAAGACUGCGAGCUAAAGAUCUUGGAUUUUGGCCUGGCACGGCAUGCAGAUCCAGAGAUGACAGGUUAUGUUGUGACGAGGUGGUACAGAGCACCUGAGGUCAUUCUGAACUGGAUGCACUACAAAAAAACAGUGGACAUCUGGUCAGUUGGGUGCAUAAUGGGAGAAAUGUUUAAUGGGAGGACACUCUUUAAAGGAAAAGACUACAUGGACCAACUUGUUCAGAUCAUGAAGGUCACAGGAACACCUGGCCAAGAAUUCAUAGAGAAACUAGAAAGCCAGGAGGCAAAGAACUAUGUGAAGUCACUUCCUUUUUAUCCACGGAAAGAUUUCUCUGAACUGUUUCCCCGGGCUAGUGAACAAGCGGUGGACCUGUUGAAGAAGAUGCUGGUUUUGGAUGCUGAUGUCCGCCUUACAGCUGAUGGAGCACUAGCCCACUGUUACUUUGAUGGUGUGAGGGAUCCAGAUGACUGCAUAGAGCCUAAGCCAUAUGAUGACAGUUAUGACAAGGCCACACUGCCCCUAGAGGAGUGGAAAAGAUUAUCUUUUAAAGAAGUAAAGAGUUUUGUUCCAUUCCCAAGAAGAGACUCGAAGAGAAGAAAUACACUGACAAUGUCUUAAUGAUGUUCACAGCAACAUGAAUAUGUGGAGAGUCUGUGCACAAAAAAAGUGUACAAAUGUUUACACAUACAGCUGUUACAGAAUAUAACAAUUCAUGAGAAGUUAGUGAUGUAUCUUUGUGUUUGGCCUGAUAGUAGACUAUAGAACGUACUGAUGUACAACAGUAACUGCCUUUCAUUUGUUGCCUUGAAACCUAUAUGUACCUUUACGUUGUGGCUUUUAUGCUUAAAGAUAAAAGUAUUUUAGAAGACAGUAAAUAGAUUUAUAUCGAUUAUUAUUAAGUUGUCUUUUUUAACUAUAUAGAUCUGUUAAUAGAAAUCAUCAGAUCUAGUUAGGUAAAAGGCGGUGGUUCUUAUCUGUGUAAAUUGUCAGCUGUGAGUGUCAGCUGUGAGAGCAAAGAGUGGUCAGUAGAAUAAGCAUGUAAGGCAGGGAUGUCCAAACUACCACCCACGGGCCAUUCUUUAAUUUAAAUAAGUAUAAUAAUCUUCCUAUUAGGAUUAUGACUGAACUGGUGAGUUAAAUAAGCAAAAUCUUAGUUUACACAAUACUGGGUGUGUUCGAAAAGCUAGUGAGCUCUCUACAUAGACAGCAUUUUACAUCAUCCUACACGCUCCAGAGAAAAAGGCUGUUAGAAUUCUUAGAUGGCUUAAAUUGCUGCCUAGUAAGGUACCUUAAAUUUGACCGGUAUUUUGCCUGAAUAACGAGGGAGCAUCAGAUGCUUCCUUGGCAGUGAAGGCAAUCCCAGCAUUCAGUGCGGCACAACUUUUCUCACAAAAAAAUUACAAAUAUGGCAGAUGAAUGCAGAUGAAUGCAGAGGAACGAGUUAUAUGUAAAUAAAUUAUCAUUGAUUUUUAAUUUGUAUAAAUGUGUACAAGUGUCAUUUAUUUGCAAAUUUGGGCUUGUCAGGGACAUGUUAGUGGACAUGCUAGCGCGUUGUGCAACCGCAUCCCAUUGGUUUGAAUGGCAUGAGGCUGUGUAAGCUUAGUAAGCGAAAACUGAUGGAAUCGCUGUCUUAGUAGCGCGUCUGAAUAACCUGACUUAUAAGUUGAUGACUUAUUAGAAUCCUUUCUCCUUAGGCAGCUGCCUAUCUAGGCAGUAAGGUAGCUCACUAGGUUUUCGAACAGACCCACAGUCAAAGUCACUCAAAUAGUAGUAGUAAGUGUAAUUGUUAGUAAUCAAGUAGAUCUAUUGCAUUUUUAUUUGUUUUAUUAGAAAAUAGUCUGUGGCCAGAGUUUGCAUAUUUUUAACUCCAUCUGGCCCCUAACAAGAAAAGUUUGGACAUCCCUGGUGUAAAGAGAAAAAGAUUCACCUGUGUGUGAUUUAUACUUUUCUACCUAAAUACCUGUUAAGGCUACUUUCAUACAGUUGCUGCAGUGAGCCUCAUGAACACUUUAGGCUGGUCCUGCAAAGACAUAUUCUCAAGGGUGUUCUCAAGGGAGCUACUAUCAAUCUGCAGCAAGCGCUGAUGGACCUUCCCAACCUCUGUCUGCGCUUGUUUUGAGCCAAGGCUUUGUACCACUGGCGCUGCUUCUUUUGCAGUUCAAGAGGUGCUUGAUGCUGUGAGGCACUCUUCUUCUGUAAUUUCAGCUUUUGCUCAUACACAAGUCAGCUCAGUACCAUUUCCCCAAUAAUUGUAAUACCUUUGUAAAUCUAUGUGGGAAAAAAUUACUUUUAAAUUAGGCAAGCCAUAGCCUAGUGGUUAGGGUACUGGACUAGUAAUCAAAAGGUUGCUGGUUCAAGCUUCACCAUUGCCAGGUUGCUGCUGUUGGGUCCUUGAGCAAGGCCCUUAAGCCAAUAUUGUUCAGAUUGUAUACUGUAACUGUACUGUAAGUCGCUUUGGAUAAAGGCGUCUGCUAAAUGCUGAAAAUGUAAAUGCACUGCAUCCAUUUGAUGUCAGUGCCCAGAGUGUACUGCAGACACAAUACAAUGCAUUUCAACACGCCCUACUAAAAUCAUGGGAAAAUGUGCUUAAUUUCAUGGACCUCAUUUUUCGAAAAAUUACAGAUUUCACGGAUUUUUAAAGAAUAGUUCCACAUUUUACAGCGGUCAUUAAACAACACUCAUAAAUGUAAGGACAGAAUAAAUGGAAGCUACAGUACAUAGCACAGCCUACCUUAACGGUUGAAUGUAAACCUAAAACGUAAGCAACGGUGCGAGGCUCUGUCUCAAAUACAAAAAUUCUCGUCUGUGUUUUGACACACCCCCUUCUGCAUCCACAGAAUUGGUUGAGUGUGUUCCAAACUCAGUUACCCGAGUAGUAUUUUUAGCUGCUUUACACUUCGACAUCUUGAAAAUUUUGACUAACCGAUUGCUAACAGAAUUCCCGUAGGAUUGCUAGGUCCACCUCAAAGCGCAAAUUGAAAAUGUUGAAUCAAUAAACACACACCUCAUAUUUUUUAUUUUAAAGCAGAUUGCAUAUUACUAUGAAAAAGGCUCAUUUCACGGUCCGUGAUGUGAUUUUCACGGACGUGAAGUAGGUAGGGCCUUACUUAUUUAAGCAAGGUCCACUUUAAACCUCUUUCAGUCUUUUAAAUUUACAUAGUCAUCAGAACUACAGGUGACGUCCACUAUUAAGUGCUAUUGCAUUCCCUUUAUAGCUUGCUGAAGGUGUGACGGAGGCCUCACCAGCCAUAGGCCCCCUAAAACAUUUGUAAUGUAAAUGAAUUGACUUAACACAUGCCAAAUGGUCUUAUCAGAGGAUGUGGAGUUGACUUGUGGAGUAUGUGUUAUGGAGUUGACUUGUCUUUACAUUCCACAGACGUUUAAUCAAGGAUUUGAACGUAGUAUAUGGUGUAUGAAUACAGCUAUGCUAUGCCUAUGUGUCUUGCAGUAAUUUCUGUUAUGCCUGUAGCAGGUAUGGAGAUUAAAAUGGGAUUGUUUUUUUUUUCCUUUAAUAAUUUGUGAAUAUUUUAUUGUGCAUAGCUGAUAGUUUGUAUGAUACUUAACCCUUUCUACACUAAGACAAUCGGUAUGUGAAUGGCAAUAUAUGCCAAAAGAAUAUUUAGGUCUUACAUUGUCUUAUUUUUGAAUAUUAUGUAGAAAUUAAGUUGAAUAAAAUAUUCAAAUAUCUAAAA